GAGAGAGAGAGAGAGAGAGAGAGAGAGAGAUGGAAGGAAAGGAAGAAGACGUGAGAGUGGGAGCGAACAAGUUCCCGGAGAGGCAACCGAUCGGGACAUCGGCGCAGACGGACAAGGACUACAAGGAGCCGCCGCCGGCGCCGCUGUUCGAGCCGGGAGAGCUGUCGUCGUGGUCGUUCUGGAGAGCGGGAAUCGCCGAGUUCAUCGCCACUUUCCUCUUCCUCUACGUCACCGUCUUGACCGUCAUGGGCGUCAAAAGGUCUCCGAGCAUGUGUUCCUCCGUCGGAAUCCAAGGCAUCGCCUGGGCCUUCGGCGGUAUGAUCUUCGCCCUCGUCUACUGCACCGCUGGUAUCUCCGGUGGACACAUCAACCCGGCAGUGACGUUCGGUCUGUUCUUGGCCCGGAAGCUGUCGCUAACCAGAGCCGUGUACUACAUGGUGAUGCAAUGCUUGGGAGCCAUCUGUGGUGCUGGUGUGGUCAAGGGGUUCCAGCCAUCGCAGUACCAGAUUCAGGGGGGUGGAGCCAACACAGUGAACCACGGCUACACCAAGGGUGACGGCCUUGGAGCCGAGAUCAUCGGCACAUUCGUCCUCGUUUACACCGUCUUCUCUGCUACUGAUGCUAAGAGAAACGCCCGUGACUCUCACGUCCCCAUCCUGGCGCCGCUCCCAAUUGGAUUCGCGGUGUUCUUGGUUCACCUAGCGACCAUCCCGAUCACCGGCACAGGCAUCAACCCUGCUCGAAGUCUCGGAGCCGCAAUCAUCUACAACAAGGACCAUGCCUGGGACGACCACUGGAUCUUCUGGGUUGGACCCUUCAUCGGAGCGGCGCUUGCGGCUCUCUACCACCAAGUUGUCAUCAGAGCUAUCCCCUUUAAGAGCAGUAGCUGAAGAGAGAGACUUUGAGUUCUCUCUCUCUCUUCAGACAGUGUGGAUUGCAACUUAACUUUGUUUCUUGUUAGUUGCAUCUGCUGUUUGUUUAUCCACUCGUGUGUGUUACGUGUGAUUCUGCUACUUUGCCAAAGGAAUUCGAUGUAAACAAGAAAAAAAUCCAUACUAUAUCCUUCAAAUGCGAUCGCUCUAUCCUCGACGUGUCA
Messenger RNA from Tarenaya hassleriana, 1096 nucleotides. RefSeq names its product aquaporin PIP1-1. Lineage: Eukaryota; Viridiplantae; Streptophyta; Magnoliopsida; Brassicales; Cleomaceae. Gene Ontology annotation, molecular function: water channel activity. The record is from RefSeq and is a predicted model, not a curated record. Gene Ontology annotation, cellular component: vacuole; plasma membrane; plasmodesma. The transcript has 5 exons. Gene Ontology annotation, biological process: response to water deprivation; transmembrane transport. The coding region runs from base 30 to 890 and encodes 286 amino acids.